UCGUUUUUCCAAUAUUAUAAUUUCUUGCUACUAAUCAACUAAAUAUAGAAGUAAGAUCGAUAUUCUGUCGACAUAGCCGUAAUGAUGUAUAACCGAUAACGAUGUAUAGGGCACGGUGUAAAACCCGUUAACUGUUUGUGUACAAAUUGCCGAGCAACGGUAAUAGCUUGUGUAAAGAUAUUUCCAUUCAUUUAUCUUUUGAAUAUACAAUAUUAGUGAUACACACACACCAGUUACCUAUAGGAUACCUGUACACAAAAUGGCGACACGGACAUUGAGGACCCGGCCUUGGUCACCUGGAGUAUAUCGGGGGAAUACACCUGUGAUAGCCCACCCAAUGUCACAGAUGGGAUCUUGUGGGGAUCUAUCCGUGAGAGGGGUGUCCACACCGGUGUUAAGACGAGAAAAGACCAUAUCUUUUGUCGAUAAUGGACGAGUGGAUAGCGUGUCCAAGGACAACAAAUUCUGUUUCAAUGGUGGAUAUUCUCCUCGUCUACUCCACUGGCCAUUAGAUUAUCAACAACAGCAAUAUGUAGGUCGACCAGCUGUGAGACAAAAAGAAAGUCCUAAUUUUAAAGGAAAGUCCGAAGAUGAACUGUUGGAUAAAGUUCGAGAUAAACUUACAACAGGGUUUUAUGGUUUACGUCACAUGUUUAAAGCCAAUGAUCCUAUGGGAAAGGGAAAUGUUACAAAGGAAGCCUUACUGCGAAUUUUGUAUCAUUUGUGUGGAUAUAUUACUAAAGAACAAUUUGAUAGGUUUCUACGGAGAUUGGACUUAGAUGACAACAAUCUCAUCUCUUUUGUGGAUUUUGUGAAAUGUUUCCAAGACAAUGAGACUGUAAGAAGACAAUGGGUGAUUCCAACCAAGAAAAUGGAAACACAAGAAUUCCGGCGCGCCAUGUACCCUGAAGAGAAUCUGCGUGAUUUAGAGAAUAUGCAAUGUGAUCCACAUCAUUCAGCUCCUUAUGCCGCUGCAUUUUUAAGGGAUAAACUGAACACGGGGGAAUCUAAUAUCCGUGACCUUCUACCCACCGCAUGUUUUGAACCUAAUGGAAUGGUUCUUGCACCACAACUAAGAGAAGCUAUGGCACAACUCGGGAUUUAUUUCACCAAUUCAGAAUAUGAUAAAUUUUGGUCGAGAUUUGACAGAGAUAAUUGUGGAGCUGUCUACACAAAACAAUUAUACAAACAAAUAGGUUUAACAUCACUGGGACAACCUAAAAUCACCUCUACUGCCAUCACAACAUCCAACAGCCAUAAAAACUCCUCACAUCAAAGUCACAAAUCAGAAAUCGUCACAUGUUGGAGCUCGGAGGAAAAAGAUGGUGUCCGCCAUGACACUUUACGAACCAGUUACAACUAUGACGUCGAGGAUGAAAACGUCGAUGAAAAACAAGAAACGAAAGUGAAGCAUCAGCGAACCAAUGACUCGAAAGAUAGGAAAGCCAGUCGACGGACUAAUGUUGUUAGUAAACCACCGGUGCCACCAACAUCUGAAAAAUCUAGUGUUACGGUUUCACGUAAACAGAAAACUACCCAGCAAACGGCUACCAAAUUUGAAAAUGUUCUUGAUAGUCUACACUCAAAGACUAACAGAUUAUCAUCUGACAAGUAUGAAGGUCCAUAUACUUUUAUGCUCGAAGCAUUUCAACUGUUUGACUAUUUAGAUGAUGGAUAUAUUUCUAAAGUAGAUUUUCGAAGAGUCAUGAAAGAGUUUGGUAUAACUAUUGCUGCUUUAGAAUUAGAAGAGUUUUUAAGAAGUUGUGGGAUUCGCACUAUUCAAGGUCAGAUCAAUUAUAAAGACUUCUUAGUAAAAUAUCAGAAUCGUGAGAAAACAGGAAUAUUGAAUGGUACCAGUGGAAACAAUAACAAGAUAAUUCGACAAGAAACAAAAUCGGAGGUAAAAAAUACAACAAAAUCAGAACAUCUGGAAUCAGCAGUGGUAGAACAUUUACAUGGUGAUUUCAUCAAAUUAGUAUCUGAUUUCAAAGAAGCCGAUGUUAAUAAUGAAGGUAAAGUUAGUGAAGAGACAUUUAGAAAUGUUAUAGAGAAUCAGUUGGGUGGUACUUUAACUGAUAAACAGUGGAAGGUCUUACAGAAAGAUGUCGGUGCUCAAGAGAAUGGUGCUAUCUCUUAUCCUGGUUUCCUUGCCAAAUUUGACAUACAACCAGGAACAUGGAAUCAACAAUUACAUGGUGAAACUAUUCUACCCAAACAUACAAUACAUAAGAUUGAUGACCCUACAAUGGAAAAACUACGUCAUAUGGCAUCGUAUAUGAUGUCUGUAAAAGACAAGGAGGAAACUGAUGAAAGAACCAGACUUGUUCUUGAGACAAACAGACAGAUAGAAGAUAUUUUUAGAAGUAGAUUUCACACAUUUGAUAAACACUUCAAAGACAUGGAUAGGAAAAUGACAGGGCGAAUGACAAAAUGGCAAUUUGGUGCGUUACUAAGAUUAACUGGCUUAACGUUAAAUCAGAAAGAAUUGGACAGAUUAUGGUCCACGUUAAGUCUGGCUAGAGAUGGAAUGUUAGCAUACAGUGCCUUAAUAAAACAGUUUAGUCCAGCCAAUAGAGUUCGAUCCGUUUGGGGUAAAGCUCCAUCAUUCGAUGAGAACACUCAAUCGAUGGUAGAACGAGCCAGACAGAUACAAAGAGAAAGAAAAGAGGGCUUCAGACUGCGACCACAUUCAGCGCCAAAUACCGGACGACCACGUAGUGCCAAAGCCUCUGCUCCUCUGAAUUUGAAAACCGACACCUCCAAAUUAUUGAGACGGAAAGAGAUAAUGAAAAAGUUACAGCCCUUUGUUGCCAAGAAUUGGGAUCGUCUUCAUCAGUCUUUUAUAAAUCUAGACAGACAGGGUUUCUCUAACAUAGGCUAUAUGGAAAUGAGGGGCCUCAUGACACAACUCCAGUUUGGUUUAAAUAAUACAGAUAUGGGUGAAAUAAUCGACCAAUUUGACCUCGAAGGAAAUGGAAGGUUUCACUACAUUGCCUUUUUAGAAGCUUUUGGCCCACAGGGUGGUAAUUUCGAUAUGUUUGAGGAAGUAAAUGAAAUGUCUCCUAAUUUCGUAGGAAAGCAAUCCUGUGAUGUUACUGAAACAAAGGGUAGUUUUGCUAUUCCAACUGCUGUUUAUACUAUGAGAACAAAGCUUUUAAGAGAAUGGCAGAAUUUGAGACGAGCCUUUAGAAAAAUGGAUUCUAACAAUGAUGGUUAUUUAGAAGUGGGCGAUUUUAAGAAAUGUUUAAAACUCUGUAAUAUUGACGGAUCAGACGAAGAUUUGUAUCAUUUGUUUUCGCAGUUCGACAGAGAAUUAACCGGUAAAAUCGCCUACAGAGAAUUUCUUAAAACUCUGUUAAGUGUUAAGUAAGAAAAAUGACAUAUUAUAUCUUCAUAUUAUAUUUUCAUCUACACAAUCAAUUUGUAUUAAUAUUAUGUGCGCCACUGGUUUAUUCUCAUUAUGUGUGCAAAUUAAAAAAUCCACUUAACUUAGUGAUGACGAUUUAUUUCCUAUAAACUAGUUUUUCGGAAUGCUCGAAGGUAUGUUUUAUAAUCAUUAUCAUCAUAUCGAAGUUUUUAAUUACUAACGUAUUUUGUAUAUUUAACGAUUCAAUAUGUAUACAAAGACAUUCAAUGAGAAAUAAAUAUACAGAACUUUUAUAUUUUUAUCUGAUAUACAGACUAUAAGAUUUAUAAGCAUGUUGGUGAAUCGCUUCAUUGACUUUUUAAUUUGCACAUAAGUAAGACUACACCGCGCCAUUAUUCCUCGAGUGCUAAUAGAUUUUAAUUUUCCUAUUGUCAUAAGUUUUUUUUUUUUUUAUUAAUUUGAUAAUGUAUAAAUGAUAUUUCUAACAGACCGUGUACAUUUAAGAAUGUGGGCAGUAAUUGUAUUCCAUAAAAUUGUGACCUGUAUAAUGUGUUUGUCGUUGUUAGUUUAUGUUUAAUUUUGUUUAAAUGUUAUUCAUGUACUAUUAUCAAAUACUUAAACAGAAUAUUUUAUGGUAUAGUUAUUUCAUUUCGAAGGGGUAUAAUGUUAAUGCAGUAAAUGCCUUUACUCAUGCAAUCCUGUGAUAUUUCCAUGUAAAUAAUUAGAUAAUAUUAUACUAUUGUUCACUAAGGAAUUUGAAACUUUUUCUAAGUUGUAUAUUUCAAAUUUUAUUCUAUUUGUAAAAUAAUAUUUAUCAUCAAGGUGCAGCUAGUUCUACAGUUGUUAUAAAUAUAUAUUGAUCUAAUUUUGUUUAAAUCUAUGUAGACUUAUUUGAAAUUCUGUUAUGAAUUCACUGUUAUGAAUUACACUAAAUUCUAUUAUAAACAA
Molecule: messenger RNA, 4315 nt
Organism: Patella vulgata (common limpet)
Lineage: Eukaryota; Metazoa; Mollusca; Gastropoda; Patellidae
Exons: 23
Coding region: 260-3370 (1036 amino acids)
Molecular function (GO): calcium ion binding
Source: RefSeq, a predicted model, not a curated record